AUGUUCCCGACAAAACACUUGACUGACGUGCAGCAAAAUGAAUUGAUGAGGGAUUUGGUUGCCAGACAGCUGAAGAAUCAGAAAUUAUACACUAACUUUUUUGUUAAUCCUAACAAACCUGCCCCAUACGUUACUGAUAAGCCGACGAGUUUCAUUGAAGAGCCAUUGAAAGAGGAAUGUAAAUUUUUAGCAGAUUUCUGCGUGAAUGACAAGCCGCCUGUAGAAAAAUAUAAGUACCCACAAACAACUAACAUGGAAUACGGCUGGGUCCAGAACGAAGACCUGCAGAGACGAGGAAAAGCAGGGAUGUGCUCACUUUCACAAUUUCCAUCUGUGGUCUCGGUGAGUAGUUUGGCGACGGCCUGCGAGAAAAAUGGACACUUAAUAUCGUGCAAGAGUAGCACUAACCAGCUAAAAGAAAGAAAGCGCCAAGAAAACAAAGAAAAACGCAGGCAGCGAAAGCAGCAGCAGCGAAAGCAGCAGGAGAGGGAAAAACCCAGCAGUAGCAAAAAACGAAAGCAGCCGCCCAAGAAGGACCCCGUGGGGGACACGGACGGUCUGACCUCGAAACAGAGGUCAAAGGUCGUCUCCAAGGCCAUUAUAUCUUCAAGCGAGGAUGAUUCGAGCGAUGAUGGUCAAGGCGGGAAAGCCAACGCUGGCGGUUCAGUUGUGGCUGCACAGGUCCUCAGCCAGCCCACCAUCCCUCCACCCCCAGCCUACAAAAGUCGACCGAAAUCAUCAGACAUCGGUUCGUCAUCGUCAUCAGUGUCAUCACUAUCAUCAUCGGAGGGCGAUGAUGAUGAUGAUGGUACGGGGGAUGACGUCACUGAGAAGAAGAAGAGGAAGAAGAAGCUGAAGAAAAAGAAGAAGACGGCCUCCCCUAAGAGAAGAAGAAUGUCUAAAAAGAUGAUGAAGAAGAAGAAUGAUGACGAUGACGAAGACGACGAUGAUGAUGGAAAGAAGGGGAAAACAAAUAGACGAAGGAAGAGAAAAAUGACGUCAUCGUCGUCUGAUAAUGACGACGGUGAUGAUGGCGGCGAUAAAGCUGAAGAAGAAGAUGAUGAAAGUGAUGAUAGUAGUAGUAAUACUAGAAGAAAAAGGAGGCGAAGGUCAAAGGUCGUCUCCAAGGCCAUUAUAUCUUCAAGCGAGGAUGAUUCGAGCGAUGAUGGUCAAGGCGGGAAAGCCAACGCUGGCGGUUCAGUUGUGGCUGCACAGGUCCUCAGCCAGCCCACCAUCCCUCCACCCCCAGCCUACAAAAGUCGACCGAAAUCAUCAGACAUCGGUUCGUCAUCGUCAUCAGUGUCAUCACUAUCAUCAUCGGAGGGCGAUGAUGAUGAUGAUGGUACGGGGGAUGACGUCACUGAGAAGAAGAAGAGGAAGAAGAAGCUGAAGAAAAAGAAGAAGACGGCCUCCCCUAAGAGAAGAAGAAUGUCUAAAAAGAUGAUGAAGAAGAAGAAUGAUGACGAUGACGAAGACGACGAUGAUGAUGGAAAGAAGGGGAAAACAAAUAGACGAAGGAAGAGAAAAAUGACGUCAUCGUCGUCUGAUAAUGACGACGGUGAUGAUGGCGGCGAUAAAGCUGAAGAAGAAGAUGAUGAAAACAAAAAAAAAUUCAGAAAAAGAAUUUUCAGACAUCUUAAUAUAUAUGCACCUCUAACGGUUGCUAAGGGGUCUCUAGGGCUGAGGUGCCUCCCACAAUGA
Molecule: messenger RNA, 1701 nt
Organism: Helobdella robusta
Lineage: Eukaryota; Metazoa; Annelida; Clitellata; Rhynchobdellida; Glossiphoniidae
Exons: 9
Coding region: 1-1701 (566 amino acids)
Cellular component (GO): ciliary base
Source: RefSeq, a predicted model, not a curated record